Molecule: messenger RNA, 1101 nt
Organism: Suhomyces tanzawaensis NRRL Y-17324
Lineage: Eukaryota; Fungi; Ascomycota; Pichiomycetes; Serinales; Debaryomycetaceae
Exons: 1
Coding region: 1-1101 (366 amino acids)
Biological process (GO): lipid storage
Cellular component (GO): lipid droplet
Molecular function (GO): lipase activity
Source: RefSeq, a predicted model, not a curated record
AUGAUAACCACACAUCCAUCACAGCCCUGUACCAGCUACUAUCACAAGCUGGCAGUAGAGUCGGCAGAAACAGCGCGUCUUUUGAUGUUUAUCCCUGGCAACCCAGGCUUGGUGGAGUACUACACCACCUACUUGGACCUUCUUCAGGAGCAGUUCCCCACCCUCGAAAUCGUGUGUGCCAGCCAUGCUGGCUACCAAACUACCAAGUCGAAGGACGAAGAAGAAGUGCCCUACAAAUACUACGGCUUGAAGUUCCAGACCCAGCACAAGCACGAGAUCCUCAAGGAACACAUUCUCCGCCACCAUUCCCAUGGCAAAAAGGUGGACCUUUACUUCUUGUCACAUUCCAUGGGGUCGUAUGUUCUUCAGCGCUUGAUCGUCAAGUUGAACGAAGAUGUGGAAUUGAAAGGGAAGUUCAAGAUCAAGCUUGGUGGCUUCAUCUGUCCAACUAUCAUCGACAUAGCGCAAUCUGACUCGGGGGUUUUGUUUACCAAACUCACCCGUUACCUACCCAUCGUCCCCGUAUUAGUCUUCUUCAGCACGCUAUUGCAACUCGUUCUUUCCGAGCACACGAUCAGAAGGAUCAUAGGAAGGUUUGUGGUGUCGAAGCCCAAGCUUGAAGACGACAAGUCGUUGGAGUCCUGGGCAAACUCCAUCACCGGGUGUUACAACAUAUUCCGGGAUGGGAAGAUCAUCAGGCACGCCAUUGAUUUGGCCCGCGAGGAAAUGACGGAUAUAGUGCGAGAUGACAAGUUCAACGAUUGGUACUUCCAGGAGCUCCCGCUGCAGGGAACGAAGUUAUGGUCGUUCUUCGCCCUUAAAGACCACUGGGUGCACGAUCACAGCAGAUCCUACCUUCUCUCGAGGUACCACAACCCCGAAAAAAAUGUAGUAUUCAAUGUGGAUGAGUUGGAAGACGGAAUCACCCAUAGUUUUUGCGUGGAUCAAACUGUGGAGUUUGCCAACAUUACCUUCCACUCAUUAAGGAGGUUAUUUCCAGAUUUGCAACCCGGUUCCCAACAAGGGGUGGGUUCCCUCGCCAACAAUGCCCUAGGAGAACUCAGAAACCGGGCGCCUACACACGCUGGUGAGGAGAUCUAA